Anopheles funestus (African malaria mosquito) is the source of this 7195-nucleotide messenger RNA. RefSeq names its product Krueppel-like factor luna. Gene Ontology annotation, biological process: regulation of transcription by RNA polymerase II. The transcript has 6 exons. The coding region runs from base 3108 to 4862 and encodes 584 amino acids. NCBI's taxonomy places the organism in Eukaryota, Metazoa, Arthropoda, Insecta, Diptera, Culicidae. Gene Ontology annotation, molecular function: RNA polymerase II cis-regulatory region sequence-specific DNA binding; DNA-binding transcription factor activity, RNA polymerase II-specific. The record is from RefSeq and is a predicted model, not a curated record.
UCAUUUUCAGUAUUGAGCUGUCCCGCGCGACGGCAGGACGUGUUUCGCGUGAAGCUAGCUUGUGGCGGUUCAGUUUCAACUACGCGUUUUUACAUCGUUUCCCGUCUUAAAUUGCGCUUCCUGGUGCAUCCUUUACUUUCCGCUUUGGUUGCAUGUGAUUCAUGCUGUUUAAUAUAAAAAUGAUCUACCGCACGCGAAACGCUUAACGCUGAGUGAUUUAGACGCGUUUCAAACGAUCAGUCACGUGUGCGGCCUUUAACCGGGACGGAUUAAGUUAGAGGAACAUUCGACGGGUGGAAAACACCCAUUUCCACUACCCAUUCACGAGAAAGGAGAUAAGAAUAUCGAGACGAUAGAUCCCUGCCAUUUUAAUGGAAUGCGAAGUUUGUCAACCCCGAAAGGUUCCUUUCAUGCACGUCGUUGAAAUUAUUCGUUUGUGUAUCUAUUGUACCUCGUCGUAACUGGUGCUUCAUUCCAUUUUGCCAUCAGAAGAAAAGUGAUCAAGGUUCAAUCCAGUGUAAACGAUUAUCUAUGCCGUGAGCAAGUUCUUCCCGUUCGAAUGUCCUUCGAAGCAGCUGGAAAUCUUGUAAAACCUUUUUCAUUCAUCAACUGGUGUGUGCAGUGAAACGAGACGGAUUUAAAAACAUACAUGCAUACACGAUCGUCCACAUGUGCUCACGGAAGCUGGUGAAGGAUGCAAAUUUCCAAAACGUAAAUACCUGCAAUUACAACAAUUAAAGUGUGAGUGCAAACGAGCCGCGUGUAACACACCACGGUCAGGCUUCAGCCAGAUCACCUGCCCGACCGAAACCCUUGUGAGACUCCGGGUGCUCCAGUAGCCAUACCACGACGGCUGAUGAGGCUGGUUGGCAAGAUUACUGUUAUUAUCGCACGAAUUAGGAUCAAUUUAUGGUCCAUUCCCGCACGGAACGAAUUUGCGGCGUAAAGAAGGGAGUGGUUCGGUGUAGUGAAGCAUGUUGACCCUUUCCGUGUAGUUAGGUGUUGAUGGUCGCGUUGGAGUUAAAGUGAAUGGAAGUAAAGAUGUGUAUUCUGCACAAGGAUAUAUGAUUGUCUAAGGUUCUGUUCUGCGACAGUGUGUUCUUAGGCCAGUGGAUAAUGUCUACAAUAUAUAAUAGUGCGCCGAAGAUGCAAAGAAUACUAAACGUGAUCGUGUAAAACUAAAGUUUGGUAAAUUGUAAACCUCAUCUGCAAACAUCAUGCCCGAUUAAUUUUGAGCAGUGUUCUUAUAAACAAAAGAAAACAAAACGUAAAUUAACACCACACCACUUGCUGAGGUGAUCGACGCAUUCAGCUGCUUCGCAAUGUAAAUAAAACACUCACUAUCGAUUAAGGCCAGUAUUAGUGUUAUAAGGAAAUCGAUAGCGUUUAGUGACGUGUAGAUCUGUAGAGUAGUGUUUGGUGUGCGUGAAAAAAAUACCCAAUUCUCAAACUUGUGUCCGCGAGUGUUAUUUACCCUUCCAAAACUUCCAAAGUGGCGUUCUUUACUGUACGAUCUCAAGCUCAAGCGAGAUUUCCGUUAUCGAAACUCUUCGCAUAGCCCUUCAGUUCCGGUAGUAGUCGAUGAAUGCAGCCGCAGGAAAAAAAGGCAGACCUACCCCCAGGUCCAUGUGCACCUUCGCGUUUGGAACGUAGAAAAUAGCAACAAAACAAAAAAAAAAUAAAUGAAAACGCAGAUCUAAACGCAACGCGAAGGCAACAACUCUAACGCGCCUUCGCCACGAUCGGAACGAACCUGUUUGAAAGGUACUGCACAAAUCGCACCGAACCAGUUGUGUCCGCAGCAAAACAACAAAACCUGCCGCCACUGGUGCAAAAGACUCCGGCUACUGCGGCUACUCGGAGGUUCAAGAAUAAUAAUACAUGCCCCUACAUGAAAGGGCCCAAGCAAGCACAGGGGGACAGGUAGAAGGUUGUCGUGCUAGCAGUUUCUUUCACGUACCCGCACGCUGGUACCGGUUUCCACUGCCGGUCACUACUGGGUGUGAACGGGCAUCGUGAAAAACUGUGGUGUCCACCGAAACAUUGGAGACCUCGAAGAUCGCGAACGGCUGGUACGCUGCAACGUUCUAGCCAAGUUGCCGCCAACCACGUCUUCCACAUCCCUAGACACGUCGCGGUCUCUUUCCGUACCUGUGAGCGGUACCUGUCCGGUAAACUCGUAUGCUAAAACUUGGCUCCAACCGGGUACGAAUUAAGGUGUGCGAUUACUAUUCGUUCCUGUGCUCCUACAAAACCGUAUUGGCCAGUUUCUAGAGGUUCUUGAAAUGCCUCACUUCCUCGGUGAGGGCUGUAGCUCCACACUCUGACCUGAUCGGGCUCCGAAACGACAGUGACCAAUUAAAAGGGCAUUAACGACACCAACUGUUUGUCUUGAGUUGACAAUAUACACACCAAGUGUAUUUUGCUACCAGUUUUCACGGAUCAUAUACUGUGUCAGAAUUCUUCACCAAGAGGACUACCUUUUGACGGAAGUCACAUACGAUACAUAAUCGACGUAAUGGCUCUCUUGAGACGCUAAUGUAUAGUUACGAGGUACGCAGCGGCAAAAAGAGAUUGAACGCUUCUGUGUAUUUGCGUGUGACCAAAAACAAAAUCCUACUGACCCCUGAUACAGCGUGCUUGACGGAGUGCAUUGCAAAAGUGUGAAAUAUUAGUUGCGUGUGAAAUCGUGUAGAAGAUUCUUGGCUCAGAAUCCGAUGUGCUAAGAUAGAAAGAGAAAGAGAGAGAGCAAAGCGUGUGCGUGUUGUUGUGUGAUUGUCCGUUAAUGCUAAUCUCGUUGCGGUGAUUGUCAGUCGGUAGCCGCAUACAACAUAGUGCAGUUGCUGUUAGUACUACCGCUGGCACCAGAAACAAGCUCACUAGACCUCUGCUUUACACGUGGAAUACACUCUCCCGGAUGUUUCGAUGUGGUACUGCUGCAGUAACCGAUCGUCAUCGGUGAUUCUCCCUCCAUCAUCAUCAUCAUUAUCGUCCGCAUCGCCAUCGUUCACCAAAACGCUGGAGUCUCACAGCGUGAUUGCUACUGCGGACAUCGUCACUGUCACCGCACAAGGAUUAUCAUUUUGAUACGGCGUACUGGAAUUUUAAUGGUUUACAUGAAUGGACUUGGCAAUGACCCUCUGUCUGCGAAAGAGGCAGAGGGCCCACCAGUCCAGCUAGAGCCCGUCGACCUCAGCGUUCGUUCCCCGCCAAAAGAUCUUAAGUCAACGUCGGUCCGAAUGCGAAGCGGUCUCUUGAAGCGACCUCCACCGCCACUCAUCACAGCUCCACACCUGUUAGCUUUAAGGCACAAAACAAAAGAUCUAUUUUACACGCUCCACAAUAACAACAACUACGAAGAGACCGAAAAUGACAGCACGGACAGCAGUAGUGAAACCACGGCAACGGCAAAGAUUGCUGCUGCUGCGGCUGCUGCAGCUGCCGCAACAAUUGCCGCUGCUGCGGCCGCCUCGCAAGCACCACCCUCCGCCUUCUCGCCGACGCACGCACAGCAGCUUCUUUCGACGCUGUGCGGCACCGGAAGUGCCAUCGUACCAGGCCAGUCGGAAAUGCCCAGCAACAACGGGAGCGUCACCGACGGUGCUACAGCAGCGGCACUCAUCCUAGCCGAGAAUAACAAUAGCCUUAGUGUGAAUAAUAACAACUAUCCUAGUGAAGGCGACCUUGAAACGAAACCGAGUACCUACCGCGAGUCUUCCUAUCCCAUCUACAGCAACUACUGUGUUCAGCAGCGUGCGAGUCCUACGCACCGUACGAAAGCGGAAAACCAUCAGAAAAAGUCCCCGGUAGUGGGACUUGGGACGCAUCCGGCACAUCACCAUCAUCCACAUCAUCUCUUUCCGGCCCAAUUCCUGCAAGCCUUUUCCGUGCAUCAUCACCACCAACAGCAGCAGCAGCACGAGGAACAACAGGCGGCAUUGCUUAAUACGGCCGGUAUUAAUCGUCGUUCCCAUUCCCCCCUUUCGAUGAUGCUCGAUCAGCAGCUACACGAACAGCUGCACCAACUAUCUGCGGCAUCCGUCGUGCAUCCACCGACUGUGGCCAAACUGUUGCCCAGUAUUCCGGCACCCUUAGCUGCAUCCAUUGCGUCGAUAGCGUCAAGCUUACCGAAGAAUCAUCCGCUCAGCGAGACUGCGACCGCCGCGUUUCAGCGAUUGCUUCAACAACAGCAACAACAGCACCAGCAAUCAGCCAACACGACCACAUCACAAACGGCAAAUUCCGGGGUAUUCUCACGUUCUCGCAACAACGCAAACUCCACCGGCAGUAACAGCCCGGAUCGUUAUACCGGGAAGCUAACUGAUCUGCGACAACGAACCGGAUCAACCAGCAGUUCCAACGGAGGGGUGACCAGUGAACAUACAGCAGCAUCAUCCACUAAACGCCACGGGAACGAUAAUAAUGGGCAUAGUAGUAGCAGCAGCAGCAAUAAUGCCACUCCUCGCCAUCAUCUUCAUCUAGCAUCGGCCUCACCGGGACUGCUAGGACUCGGUAGUGAACUGCGCCAUCAUCACCAUCACAAUCAUCAUCACCACCAAUCGUCCUCCUCACUGUCCUCGAUGAAAGGAUUGACGAAGAAUCGAAAGAUUCAUCGCUGUGACGCGACCGGAUGUGAUAAGGUGUACACGAAGAGCUCUCAUCUGAAAGCGCACAAGCGAACGCAUACUGGUGAGAAACCUUACAUUUGCACCUGGGAGGGUUGCGUUUGGCGAUUCGCCCGAUCGGAUGAGCUUACCCGCCACUACCGAAAGCACACCGGGCUGAAACCCUUCCGCUGUAAGCUCUGCACACGUUCCUUCAGCCGCUCGGAUCAUCUGUCGUUGCACAUGAAGCGGCAUUAAAUGACUACACGAUUUCGACGGCAGCGAAUCUUCCAACACAAAAGUUUUUUAAAGGAAAGCAGCAACAAAGUGGAGACACGACACUAUCGAUGAAUCUCAAUAUUGUGUACUACGGUUAAGUUAUUGAUAGGAUGUUUCUAUUUACUUUACUUUCUCUUACUGUUAACUCCUUUAUCUUUUACUUAGUGGAAGGGUAAAGUGGUUGCCGCAUAAAACAUUCUAUUUUCCUUAUUUUUUGGGCGCUUCUUCAUGUGCUUUAGUGUCGUUAAGAUAUGCUUAAUUCUCUUUUUGCUGUAACGUCUGUCGAAUGAGAUUUUCUAAUACCUAAUAUCUUUUCCACAAACAUGUUGUGUAACGCUUUGGAUGCAAUGCUUGUGCAUCGUCUUUCCAAUAUUGAAUCUGAUCUUACUACUUCUUAAAACAAUUUCUGUUUAUAUUGUAGAUCUUAAUGCGUACCUUUCUUGCCAGCAUACAUCGAUACUGAAAACCGAAUAUUCCUAAACGUAGUGAAAGUAAACGAACGACAGUUUGCUUGAAUUGAAAGAGACCUAGAAACAAAUGCUCAUAAUUUUUCCAACGAUUGUCAGUAGCGAAACCAUUCCCAAACGAGCCAGUUUAUACAUAUUUUUGUUUUUCUUUUAAGCUUAACAUUAACUUUCAUUAAUUGUUAGUGAAAUAAUACAUUUGUAGACGAAGCAUGUCCUAGAUGUUAGUAGUGAAAUUGAACUGUCGCAAUGGACAAUCCCAGGUGACCAUGCAAACCAUGACAUUUGUUGACGCGAAAUGCCAGUUAAUACUCGAUGACUAGUAUGAAUUUCCUACACUUUAAUACUCCCAAACAGUUACUACAGUGUACGAUACAUUUAAGAGCUUUCACUAAAGCUGUAAUGCAGUAGAGACAGAAGGACGUGAAGAAAGAAAAUAAAAACAUCGAGAAUGCGAACGUACGAGUCGCGAAACGUAAAGUGCAAUGACGGAAAAUCCCAAAAUAGUGCUGUAAGAAACGUGGUGUUUAUUUUACAUCCAACUCUUUUUUUUUUGUUUAGCUAGAUUUGUUAAUCGUUAGCCUAGUUGUGUUUGUUUAGUUUAUUGCAGUAGAGAUUUUAUUUUACACUUUCUGUUUCUGUUGACGUCUGCUCGUGUUUAAGUUGUUCGCUAAAGUGUAGUAAAGCGUGCAGUGGAGAGCAGUUUGGUUAUCGAUUCCUUACAUAGCAUGUGUGCAUAAGAGAAAUGGUUAACAGUUUGUGAUCGGAUCCUAGAUUCGCAUGUGUGUGGGUGAUGUGAACAAAAAGCAAGGUGCUGUAAUGUUUUUUUUAAAAUAUUCAAUCUAAAAUUACAUAUUUUCCCCUUUCGGUAAACUAAUGUUCAGCUUAAUAAAUUUCCUUUUUUCCGUGUAGUUUUUUUUUUAAAUUUUCAAUACGGAAACGUGUGCGAUUGUGCCCCUGUAGAAGAAAUAAUCCUCAAUGUUCAAAGGCCAGCUAGAACCUAACACAAGACGAUCAACUCGACCAGAAAGUACCCAGUGCGCCAGUAACUAAUUUUUUUUUGCAGUUAAUCAUAAUCAUAGCUUUCAUGUCUUUUUGGUCGUCCGUUUUUUCCACAUUUCACAGAUCAGCUAAUGGAACUAUUUCUCAGUUGUUUUACUGAUGUUUUGUUAUGUUUUUGUAAAUUGUUUUUGCAUUGGCUUCAAACAAAAGCGUGAAUAAUGGACCGAAGAGAAUUGUUUUUUUUUUUUGUUUGUUUAUAAUUUAAGUUCGUUGUGUUUAAAACGCAAGCGUGUAACGUGUGACAAGAACAUAGAUUAGACACAAAAAUGAGGUGCGUUCUGAAACUGCCUGCCCAGCGAAAGCGUGUGUGGACAGCAUAGCAAAGCCAGUAUUGUUUAAUGUUUUACCUAAUGGAUAAGUUUAUUAUCGAUUUUAAACUAGCGUUAAAGUGAAAAUGUUCAUUUCAAACCGGCAAAUAGAAUCAGAGUUUUAGUAGAAUUUUUUUUUUACGAACACAAAACAAAUUCAAAAUAAGCCAACUUUUAUCAUUCUUUUACGCUAGGGCAAAGUGUUUUAGAAAGUUUUCUUUUAAAUCCACUGUGAGUAUUUGGUGUAAGCAAUAAACAUGUCAACAACGUACGAUCACAAAAUGAAAAAAAUCCAUGCCAAGUAGAAAGUAAAACCAAAAAAAAAAAAUGUUGUAUCGUUCUUUUGUGUUGUUUUUAAUAUCCGAAAAUUUUUACACAUCUAACGUCAAGGUGGGUUUGUUACUUAUUAUUUUCUUUUGUUUUCGCAUUAUCUAAAACAAUCUAAAACAAACUUGAAUCAAUCAACAAGCUUCAACCA